GCCAAUGCGAUGUCACGAGGAAGGAGAAGUCAUUAAGGUGCCCAGGGAGGUGGAGCGAGACAACCCCUGCAUCAGUUGCUCCUGUCAGAACAAAAUUGUAAUGUGCAACAGGAAGUGCCCGAGCCUGGAAGGGUGUUACUGGAAGAUGGAACAGGAUCCCAAACAGUGUUGUCAGGUCUGCAAGGGGUGCGAGCACAAGGGUAAGUGGCACCAGCACGGUGCCCACUGGUCAGACGGGUGCCACCACUACCAGUGCCUGUCUGGGGUCCUCACCGUCUCCAAGACCCAGUGCCACCUGCCUUGUACCCACCCGCGCCCGGCCCACGGCUCCUCCUGCUGCCCAACCUGCUCAGGUUGCUGGCUGGAAGGGCGUCCGGUGAUUGAGGGGGAAGUGAUAGUCUCCCGCGUCGAUCCCUGCGUCAGGUGCAAGUGCUCGAGGGGAUCCCUCUCCUGCGAGAAGAAGGCCUGCCCCGUCCUCUCCUGCCCUCCUGCUAAGCAGGUCUCCUUGCCAGACACCUGCUGCAAGAGUUGCCAGGGUUCUCGAGAGCUGAUCCCCCCACCAGGAGGGAGAUGUUUCCUGAAUGGCCACCUGUACACGACGGGCGUGGAGCGAACGCUGGACCCCUGCACCACCUGCGCCUGCCACCAGGGCUACAUCACCUGCCAGCGUGCUACCUGUCCAGUCCUCAACUGCUCUCAUGAGUACCAGAUCUUGCAGGAGAAUGAAUGCUGCCCCACCUGCAGUGCGGCGGGUCAGCUGGAGAGUGCAUGCCACAUGCAUGGUAUGCUUCACAAGGAUGGCGAGGAGUGGAAAAGGGACCAGUGCACCUCUUGCACUUGCUCUAAUGGUGCCGUAUCCUGCCACACGCUCCCCUGUGAAUACUUCAACAAGCCUUGUCCACCUGGCUACAGGCGUGUGGAGUCAGAGUACGAGUGCUGCCCAAGGUGUGAGGUGGCCCCUGGCGUGUGUGUCGUCUUCGGUGACCCCCACUACCGCACCUUCGAUGGACUCCUCUUCAACUUUCAGGGAGCAUGUAAAUAUACACUGGCCGAGACAUGUCGGAAUAAGAAUGGGUUUAAGCUCAGUGUGAACAAUGAUGGUAGACGAUCCAACACCUUCUCCUGGACCAAGAGUCUCACACUUAAGAUGCCUCGUGCUAAGGUGAAGCUGUGUCAAAAGCUGCGUACAAAGAUCAAUGGACGUAUUGUUAAAGCCCCGUAUGAGAUGCCUGGCAUCCUCAACAUGACGCAGGAGGGGCAAGCCAUUGCCAUCACCACCCCAAAAGGUAUUCGUGUGCUUUGGGACGGCAUCAGCUAUGUGGAGGUGGAAGUGCCUGUCGAGAUGCGCAAUCGCAUGUGUGGCCUCUGUGGGAACUUUAAUAAUGAUGUCGCUGAUGACCUAACUACGAAGGGUGGCAGCCUAGUGGACACACCAUAUCAAAUGGCUUUGUCAUGGUCCACAGGCAGAGUUAGGCAGUGUUCCCGCAAAAUGAAUAAUGACUUGAAUGUUACAAACUCGCGUCGAACACAGCGUUUAACGUGUCCCGUGUCAGCUGACCAAGCAUUUAGCAAGUGUGGCUUACUCAACAGCACCGUGUUCCAGGCAUGCCACAGCAUUGUCAGCAUCGACAAAUUCUAUGAGUCAUGUGUCCUAGACAUGUGUGAAUGCCGGUCAACACGUCGAUGUGAGUGUGAUACCUUGCAGGCAUAUGCCCGACAAUGUCAGAGACUUGGCGUCCCUAUCCUAGAGUGGCGUAAGCAUAGCAAAUGUGGAGGUUUGGAGUGUCCACAUGGAGCAGAGUACAUGGAAUGUGCUCCCCCUUGUCGUGCUACUUGUCGCAACCCAACACCUAACCCAAGGUGUUACACCCAACGCUGCAGAGCUGGUUGUUAUUGCCCACCACCCACUGUACUGCACCGUGGGGCUUGCAUUCCAGUUGAGAAGUGCCGUAAAAGUAAGAAAAAAAUGAAGAAAUCGUUGUAGGAAUUGCUAGCAGCUGGCUCGGUAAAAGGUAGAACAGUUGGGGUGCCCAGCCUCGUACUGGCAGUGGUGGUAGUGGUAAUGGUCUAGGCUGGACUGCUGUGAGCUCGAGAUGCAAUAAAUCUAGCUGACAUGAGACUUCCUUAUAUGUGAAGGCAGUGUGCAGAACAAGUGCCAGAUACCCUGACACCAUGGUACCUCGAUGCACUGAUGUCCGGGCCAGCAAACUUGUGGUCUCAGUGGCGACACUGGCAUCAGGCUGGAGAGUUGUGAUUGAUCUCAUGAAGUGUUUAGUGUGUGCACAACAGAUAUUAGUGGCAUUGUCUUAAUGAACACUUGUGGUGGAGAAUAUAUAUACUACAUAGAUGCUUUUUCUUAGUGUUGUUAUUUGUGUUGUAUGUUUGUUGACAUUACUGUACUGUUAAAAACAGAUUAAUUACCAUUUUAUGCGAGCACAAUCUUGUAAGAUGGUGGAAUAUAUAUAUCUAAUGGUAAAUAUUCAUUUCCUACUUAAAUUAAUAUAAGUAUUUUUUUUUAAUUUCAUUAAGGUGUAGAGUCAGAUAUAGUAAUAUCCCAUUCAUGAAAUGUUGCACAUAUAUUUUUGUAAUGUAUUAAAAAUCAUUAUUUUGUUUGUAAAAACUGUGUUUAAUUUUUAAAACUAAUUUGUUCAAACUAGCCUAAAAGAUGGCAAUACUGUACUUGCAGAGUGCAUAGCAAGAAGCAGAGCAAAUAAAGACAAAAGGAAGCCAUUAUUUAAUGCAUGACCUUAAUUUUAUGACUUCCAAAUUAAGGUCACUAAAAUAAUCAAUGGAUAUGUACAGUACAGUAUUUUUCACAAGUUAAUAAUAGACUUUCCAGUAAUAAAGCAAUUUAAACAGAUAUCAGCAGUACAAUAAAAUAGGGCCAGAUAUUUUCUCAAGGGUUAAAUAAUGAAAUAACCAGAUAUGUGUGCACAAAUUUUUCUCUUAGGUAUUGCAAAAAAAAAAUAAAAUAAAAAAAAGUACCAUACUAGGUAAUGUCAUUUUCAUAUGGCUUUUGAAAUUUCCUCUGUCCAUGUCAACUAAUUAGCUUCUCUCUGACUAGGGUUGUAAAUGAUAUAACAAAUUACAAUUAUUAAACAGUUAAAGCCCAUUGACAGGCGAUGAGUCACAAUAACGUGGCUAAAGUAUGUUGACCAGACCACACACUAGAAGGUGAAGGCACGACGACGUUUCGAUCCGUCCUGGACCAUUCUCACAAUCGACUUGAGAAUGGUCCAGGACGGACCGCAACGUCGUCGUCCCUUCACCUUCUAGUGUGUGGUCUGGUCAACAAAGCCCAUUGAAUCUCACUGGUUAGUAAAAAUUGCUUCAAUUAGUCACCCAUUGGUCCUUGUCAGAACCUGCCGCUUUAAAUCUAAACCACAAUUAUGAAAAUACUCUUGAAAUUUUCAUUAGCCUACGUACAAACCUCUCAUAAUUAUAUUGAUCUGAUUAUGUACAAAAAAUAUCUAAAGAACAAAAGUGAACAAUUUAAACAAAAAAAUAUUACCUAUUUACUAACCCUAUGUUGUAUACAGUACAGUACUUCAGUUUCAAUGUCUGACAAAUGCACAUAAAACAUUUCAUUCACUAGGUACCAAAGACUAUAUUUUAACAUAUGGAUCUAUACUUUGUGAAGUAUACAGUGUUGCAGUGUAAAUAUAUAUAGAAAUUGGCUGCCUGUAGAGAUCAGGGUAUCAAUUGGUUAGUUAACAAAUAUUAUAAGCAUUGAUUUUUUUCAAUCUGUUUUGAAUUUGAAAAAUGGUGAGGAUAUAAAUGAAGUGUGUGCAAGUUGUGGUAUGACUUACAAUUGCAGAGUAUAGGUACUAUAUAUAUAAGCUGGUUCUAGGAAGAUAUGAUGGUUUUGUUGAAGCCUAGCUGCUGUGAGUUGGUCAUACAUGUACAUGCAAGUUGAAGAGGUCUUGGUUUUAUUAUACAAAAAAUAUUCUGUGUAACUUGGUAUUUUCUUGAAAAAUUACACAAACUAUAUUACUGUAUUUGUAAAGCAUAAGAAUUGUGCAGGCGAUGAGUCACAAUAAUGUGGCUAAAGUAUGUUGACCAGACCACACACUAGAAGGUGACGACGUUUCACAAUCGACUUGAGAAUGGUCCAGGAUGGACCGAAACGUCGUCGUCCCUUCACCUUCUAGUGUGUGUGGUCUGGUCAACAUAAGAAUUGUGUGUAUAUGCCAUGAAGGACACAAGAGUAGUGCUAUGAGAACCAAAUGCUCCAACUCCUGUACUGACGUAAUGUGGGUUACAAUUGUGAGUGAUGUGUUAGUAUUUUUUAAAGGUGGAAAUAUGCAUUUUGUAAUUUUUUAUACCAAUGUACUGGAUUUAUCUAGAUAAACCUAAAUUAUAUUUAUUAGUUUAGUUUUAACAAUAGAAGUAGAAUUUGAUGUGCAAGGAAUUAGAGAGAAGUGUAUGCUGUUCCAAAGAUAUACAUAUGGGCAUGUUUUAAUACUCAUGAGAUAGGUGGGAUACACAAAUAUUGAGUUGAUUAUACAUAUAAUUUCCCCCAGACUAAAACCCAGUGCCCAAUAGUGAGUUGGUUUAGUGUGUUCAAAAGAAGAAUGAAAGAAUGAUAAUAGGCAUAAAUUUAUCUUUUUUAUUUUGUUAUAGUUGACUGGAAGUCCCAGAGCAGUAACUGUCCAUGUAAAAUAUAAAGAAUUAAAUUUGGUCAGAGAAAAAAUGGAGUAUGCAUGAAGUGUGAUGGUGAUCACUGUGAGUACAGUGCAUGAUGUGACGAUCUGAUGAGCUCUCAUAAUGCAAGACGACAAACCUUCUUACAUAAAUAUAUUAAACAUAAUACAAUAGUUGAAUGUAAUUUCUUUAUAUAGUUUUAUGGAACAACUGUAUUUGUUGAUAGUUUCUCAGUGUCAUAGAACCAUGAUGUACUUUUUGCAUGUGCCUUGUUGAAGUACAUGGUGGGUUCCCAACUUUGUCAAUUGUAGAACUUAUCGUUUUAAAAAGGACUUUCUGUUUCUGAAUUUAGCACAACGUUUUUGUCUUUAAUGUUAUUUUUAAUGUUAUCUUUAUAUAUUUUAUUAUGUAUUGUGCCAUCCCAACACUGUCUAGGAGUGAUCUGACUGUAGAUUGUAGUGACUCCUACAGCUUGCUGGAAGGUGAAGGAAAAUUGUGAGGUUGAUGUAUUGUUGUGUGUUCAGUGGUCAGCACUUCAGAUUGUCUCAGAGUUUUAGAUCCUGUUAAUGUAAUUAUUCUGUGGAUCUAGUUUUUUUUUACUUAAAAUACAAUCAUAUUUACUAGUUGUCAUAUAUAUAUAUAUAUAUAUAUAUAUAUAUAUAUAUAUAUAUAUAUAUAUAUAUAUAUAUAUAUAUAUAUAUAUAUAUAUAUAUAUAUAUAUAUAUAUAAUAUAUUAGGGAAGGAAUGGGUGUGUCAAAUGUGUCGUCCCACCACUUCCAGAGUACUGACAUAGGAUCACACAUGACACCGUUCAGUACUGACAGCAUCCCAUCACCUCUGUAAUGACAGUGGAUCACAUGUGACACACUGUUCAGUAGUGCCAGUUAGGCCAUUAUGGCCUCAUUGUUUACAGCCUUGUGCCAUGGCUUUUAGAUGUAGCUGUUGUUUUACUUACUCAUAUUUCUGACAAUUGAAUAUUUAUAUACAUUUUAGCAGUAGUUUUUCAGAAUUGAAUUCUGUCCUGUGAUUGGUAAUGGCUUCAACUAAAAUUGGUUCUUAAUAACCAGAAGACAAUUGCCAAUAAUCUUGUAUUAAAACAAGUAGAGUACCUAAAAUUUUCUUGACAUAGCCAAGGUAAUUUUAUGAAGUGUAAUGUUAUAGAAGCAGGCUGCUGUGGUACUCAACAAAUCGUAUACAAGUAACUCUGCUUUCCCACUAUCUAUUGGCAAGUUUAGCACAGGGUUCCUUCCAACUUUCUCUCAUAAUACCUUAUCAGCCUUAAAAUGUUAAUCCUAUUAUAGCCUGUUAUACUCAAUGCAUUAGCCUUCACCUGCCAGUGUUAAGGAUUAUGUAGUGUGUGUUUCAAAAAUUGUCAUGGGUUGUUCAUUUCCUGUCUUGAAAUGAAUGGCGAUACAAUCUGUCAAUCUACAUUAAAGUUAACUAUCCAACAAUUAGAUAUAAUUGACAACAUAUAAACAGGGAAACCCCACUACAACGUGUAAGGUCAGCAUCUGGAUUUAGCUCUCAUGAUAUAUGUAGUGUUACUUAGUGUUUAGUUAUGUUAAUAAUUACUGCAGAAAAUAUUUAACACCUUAUUUACUUCAUAAUACAAAAGUAUGAUAUGUAACUGCUGCUGCAAUAUUUAAAUUAAUUUUGUUAGAAAAAGGCAGUACAUGCCUUUAGUAAUGCCUUCUUUGUAUAAGUCUAAUAUACAAGUCUAAUAUACAUUAGACUUUUCUUCAGAUCACCCUCAUCCCCACAACAGUUGGAUAACCGAUUUACCUGAGGCCCACUAACCCUAGUGGCCUUGAUGAGGACGGGAAGCCGACAAAGGUCCUCUCAUUUGCCUUUUAUCUUUUCCAGGUAGAUUCUAAAACUUAACACAGUUCUGGCAUUUACGGCUUCGGCGGGCAGGCAGUUCCAUGGGUUUAUAACCCUGUGGGUGAAAAAGCAUCUCCUGUUCUCUGUCCAACAUUUUGGUGUGUUGGGCUUAAACCAUUCAUUUGUUCCUUGUCUGUGCUGAAUCUGACUUUUUGAAGAAAUUUUCUGAAUCAACAUCCUGUAACUUGUUCAGUAUUUUAAAAGUUUCAAUGAGAUCUGCCCUGUCAUGCCUGGUUUGUAGUAUUGUGGCCCUGUGGCCCUCAACCGUUUCUGAUACGUGAGAUGACUAAACUCUGGAAUGAUACUUGUUGCCUGGUGUUGCAUCUUCUCCAGAGCAGCAAUGUUCUUCUGAAAAUGAAGUCUCCAUGCUUGGAUAAAGUAAUUCAAAUGGGGACACACCAGAGAUUUAAUACAGUUAAAUCACUACCUUCUUUUCCUUAAAGUGGAAAGUAUGCUUGAUUAUUCCAAGGGUUUGGUUAGCUUUUCAGACUGCUGCUCCCACCUGUUGUGCAAUUUUUAGCGAGUGUGGAUUUUGACUCCAAGGUCCUUUUCUUCAUCAAUCUGCUGUAAUGUAAUGCUAUUAAUUUGGUAGUUAUGGCAUGGGUUGUCAUGCCCCACAUGCUGGGUCUUGCAUGUGUCGAUAUUAAAAAGCAUUUGCCAAUCUUCUGACCAUUUGUGCAGGUCAUGAAGAUUUCUUUGUAAGACAUAAAUAUUAUCAUUAUUUCCCACUUUACCAUAAAUCUUUGUGUCAUCUGCAAAUUUGAUGAUAUAGUUUGUAAUAUUCUCAUCUAUGUCUUUGAUGUAUGAGACAAAAAGGGUGGGUCGCAAAAUGAGCCCGAGGUACCUCAUUUACCACAUUUUUCCAGUCAGAUUCAUUCCCAUUUAGCACAACCCUUUGUUUUCUUUCUUUCAACCAUUGUUUUAUCCAUUCUAAUAUUUUACAAUUUAUUCUAUGGGCCUGUGCCUAUUUACUGCUAGGUGAACAGGGGCAUUAGGUGAAAGGUGCUCAACUAUUUCUGUUCCACCCUGGAAUUCCCAACCGAGUUGAGAAUGAACCCAACUGUACUGCAGGGACCCUCUUAAAUUAUAACUCUAAAAAUAUAUUAUGACAGUAAUUGGGUCAAAGAUUAUCACAAAUAAUGAGUCAGAUUAAACUCCCUUUGAUGAUCAAUGAAUCACCAUAUGAUGGGUAAAUAACCUCACAAGACCUUUUAUUAAUUAAAAGAGCUUAUCAAGUCUUAAUCCCUCAUAAUAUAGCUUUACUGACAUAACUUUGUUUUAUGUACAAAUUUGGGGAAAGUUUAUUAAAUUUAGUAAUGGUAAUGCUGUACUAUGUUGGGCUUUGCACAGUAGUGAGAUUUUCCUGUACUGUUUAUCAUUAACCUGCAAUUGUGAUAUUUUGAUAAGUGCUGUUGAAAUUUGUUAGCAAUCGUAGAGGAGACUGGCAACUGGAUGGCGUUUGGUCAGACAAGGCCAAGUGUGCGAACCAGCUGCUCUCUCAUGUGCUGAAAUAUUGGUUGUAUUUCUCUUAAAUGUUGUAAUCAUAACCAUUGAUGUGAUCCUAAUGUUGACAUAUAAUGUGAUGAUACUCUUGAGAUAUUAAACAUCAAUUAGUGUG
Molecule: messenger RNA, 8143 nt
Organism: Procambarus clarkii (red swamp crayfish)
Lineage: Eukaryota; Metazoa; Arthropoda; Malacostraca; Decapoda; Cambaridae
Source: RefSeq, a predicted model, not a curated record